GCUGCUUUCCACCCCUCGCCCCGCCCCUCCCUCCCACGCUCACUUGUUUGCUCUUCACUUUCCCUUCUCUCCUCUUCAUCCGUUCCCUCUUCCUGCUACUUCCUGCUUGGUUUCACCUCGCCCAUCGGCCGUGCUCAGCCAUGAGCAUCUCUGUGAAUGGCCAGUCCUGCGUCCCCCCGGGCUUCCGCUUUCACCCCACCGAGGAGGAGCUGCUCAACUACUACCUGCGGAAGAAGGUCACCUCCGAGAAGAUCGACCUGGACGUUAUCCGCGACGUCGAUCUCAACAAGCUCGAGCCCUGGGACAUCCAAGAGAAGUGCAGGAUCGGUUCGACUCCGCAGAACGACUGGUACUUCUUCAGCCACAAGGACAAGAAGUACCCGACGGGGACUCGAACCAACCGAGCCACGGCCGCUGGGUUCUGGAAAGCCACCGGCCGUGACAAGGUCAUCUACUCCAGCGUCAAGCGUAUCGGGAUGAGGAAGACGCUCGUGUUCUACAAAGGUCGCGCCCCUCACGGCCAGAAGUCGGAUUGGAUCAUGCACGAGUACCGGCUCGAUGACCACUCCGACCUCCUCUCUCAAUCCAACACCUCGAGCGCCAUGGGAGAAGCGACAAACCAGGAAGACGGGUGGGUGGUCUGCCGGGUGUUCAAGAAGAAGAACCACCACAAGAGCAUCGGCAGCCCGAACAACUCCUGCUCCGUCACCAGCGACGCCAAGACCCAGCUGCUGCACCACCCGGGCAGCGGCGACGACGCAUUGGACCAAAUCCUCCAGUACAUGGGCAGAUCGUGCAAGCGGGAAAGCCAUGGGACGAGCAUCAACGACGUGAACCCGAACAACGCCAACCGGCAUCUCAGGCCGAUCGAAACCGUCUUCGCUUGCGGCCUGCAGGAGAUGUUCAUGAAGCUGCCGGGUCUCCAGAGCCCGUCCGUCCCGUCGCUCCCCGAUACCUUCCCUCUCGACCACUCUUGCGACAACCAAACAAGCUACGGCUCGUCGGCGGUGCUGCACGCGGGCGCGAGCUCGGGCAAUGGCUACUGUGCGGAUCCAGCCGUCGGGGACUGGGCUGCAUUCGACCGCCUACUCGCCUCGCAACUCAACGGCCCAUUCGAGGAGCCGAAGCCGCUGCCCUGCUGCGACGACCCCUGCUUCACCUUCCACUCGUCCGCCGGUUACCACCAUGGCGGCGGCGGCGGCGGCGGCGGCAGUGGCGACGGCGAUCUCUGGAGCAUGACGCGGACGACUUCGUCCCAGUCGGACCGCAUCAGCCACGUGUCUAUGUAAGAGAACGGCGGCAUUGACUCCGCCGCUGACACAAACUAGCGAGCGACAGGGCAUGCGGACGGACACUACACUGUCGCUCCCAGCACUCAGUAUACAUUAAAUAAGGAGAGGAAACGUCCUAUUGUAUAAUUUGGGAUGCGGUGGUACGUAAGUGGCGAUGUUGCCGUUAGGAUAGAGAAGAGCAGAAGGUUUGGAGUGCGUAGUAUGGGCGUGGGUGUGGUGUACGUGCUCCUCCUGAGUUAACCUUUUCAAAGAGAAGAACGCAUGAUGA
Molecule: messenger RNA, 1560 nt
Organism: Musa acuminata AAA Group (dessert banana)
Lineage: Eukaryota; Viridiplantae; Streptophyta; Magnoliopsida; Zingiberales; Musaceae
Product: NAC domain-containing protein 43
Exons: 3
Coding region: 141-1289 (382 amino acids)
Biological process (GO): regulation of DNA-templated transcription
Molecular function (GO): DNA binding
Source: RefSeq, a predicted model, not a curated record